UUCAAAACUUCAUAAGAUACUUUUCUGUUUAUUUUGAUCAAAAAUGUUUACUAAAGAGGAUUUAUCAUCAAUGAAAUAUAAGGAAUUAGUUGUUAUAGCAAAACAGUAUGGUGUUUAUAAAUCCCGGAGUAAAAAGGUUAAUUUGUUGAAUAAGCUGCUGUCCAUACCUUUUGACCAGGUGGUGGUUAAUCAACCUGUUUCAAUAAAUGAUAAAAGUGAUACAAACAUAGUUGAUACAACCCAGAAAACUGAUUGUUUUGAGAGCAAGAUGAGUCCUGCACCUCUUAGAAGAGAGACUUUUGAUGUUGUUCCAUUUGCUGAAGGCAGAGAUAAUAUAACAGUUGAAGACAAUUUCAGUAAUAUUGAUGGAGAAAUAUUGGACAUUAACGUUCCUUCAAUUAGAAGAGAAACAUUUGACGUUGACAAAGUUUCAGAUUCUAGAAUGUCUGCAGUCAAAGAUGACCUUCAAAUCACUAAUGACAAAGAAAACCUGUCUUCUGAAAAAUCUUUCUUAAGACAGAACACUUUCAAUAUAGAUAAACCAAAAGAAAAAUUAUCUGAUAAAACGGUAAUACCGACAACACCUACUGUUUUGAGACAAGGCACCUUUAGUAUAGAUACACCAAACAAAAAUAACAUAUUUGAAGAAAUGCCUGGCUUACUUCGCAAAGAAUUUAAGAGCACACCAGUUAAACCAUACAUUUUAAAUGGAGCAGCCACUUGUUCACCUGUCAGGACCAGAAAUUCUAUUCAUCGUUCUGUUGGUUCAGUAAAAUCUAUUGGCCAGAGAAUAGAAAAUCAAAGAACUGCCAAAAGUGAACGAAGACCAUCCAGUAGAGGUUCAAAGACACAAAAGAAUUUUUCUGUUAAAAAUAAUCUCUCUGUUAAUAUGGUAUCAGUUACUACACCAGUAAGGAUUCACAAAACUUCUGUUAAGGGAGGAAGAAUAGAAAAAAAAAUAACACCUAGUAAAUUACCAAAUUUCAAAGCAAUUCAUUUGCGUGAAUUUUCUAAAAUGGAAUCCAUAGUAGAACACACUAAAAGGAAGGAAGAAAGGACAAAGGCUCUUUUAACCCCUGUAAAGUUGAACCCGAUUGCUGGAAAUGUGUCUAAAGGAACAUCCUUAGUUACCAGUCGUAUACCUGUUAAAUUUGAUAUGCCAGCAACUGUUGAACCAAAAACAACAUCAUUUACCCCUAGCAAAGGAAAGCUAAGUGUGAAUACCCACACCCAGAAAAAUACAAAUUUAAAGAAGAGUUGUGUGUCAAAUGUUAAAGAUAAAUUGAAAUUCAUAGAUUCACCUAUGACAAAAGUAAAAAGAAGAUCUGGAUCUGGUGCAGUUAAGGAUGUUACCAAUAAAAUUGCCUCUAAUCCUAAAAAGAGAGUUGAAAAUGUUAAGGAAAUCGUAACCAGUAAAAUGCAUCCCUUCUCUGUGGAAAGAAAUCGAGCUAAAGGAAGAGAUUUCUUGCAGUCUGUCCGUAUGAAUAGAAGAUUCCAACUUCAAAUGGAUGUUAUGAGAAAAGCCAAAGUUUAAAAAUACUUUAUAGACUAGUAUUGGUUUUUAAUUAAGAUUGACAUUUUCAUGAUUUUUUAUAAACUUAAGAAAAAUUAUAGAUUCUAUAUAUUUAUCCUAAUUGAUUUUAUGUUAUAAUCUAUAAUACAUUAUAUUUCUAAUGUUGCAUAGUGAUUUAUAGAUCUCUUUUAACCCUACUCUAUGAUUGAUUACAAAUUUUU
Molecule: messenger RNA, 1734 nt
Organism: Nezara viridula (southern green stink bug)
Lineage: Eukaryota; Metazoa; Arthropoda; Insecta; Hemiptera; Pentatomidae
Source: the annotation of a GenBank genome assembly